AUGGCCCACGAACACAACGGGGUUACCCAGAACUCCUCCGACUUCUUCCAGUCUAUUGGUAGCCAGGUCGCCGGACUCGACAAGGAUGCCCAGGGAAAUGAGGAGGAAGAUGUCCCUCCCGUGGAGGAGAUCGAGUCGCUUUGCAUGAACUGCCAUGACAACGGCGUCACCAAGCUCCUGCUUACUUCUAUUCCCUACUUCCGCGAAGUCGUUAUUAUGUCCUUUGCCUGCGACCACUGCGGCUUUGCCAACAAUGAAAUUCAGCCGGCCGGAAAGAUUCAACCCCGUGGUGCUCACUACGAAAUUAGACUGACCGAGAUGGCCGACUUUGGCCGUCAAGUUAUCAAGGCAGACACAGCCAUUGUCAAGUUCAUUGAGAUGGAUUUGGAGAUUCCUGCUGGUCGUGGUCAACUGACCAACGUGGAAGGUCUUUUGACCAACGUCAUGGAGGAUCUUGAGGGUGACCAAGAGGCUCGCCGAGAGCACCAGCCGGAAGUCUAUGCUAAGAUUGCCGAAAUCAUCGCCAAGGGACGCGCUAUGCUUGCUGGUGAAGCCUUCCCCUUCCGCAUGUAUGUCGAUGAUCCUGCUGGCAACUCUUUCAUCUCUCCCGAUCUCAAGGACGGUGUCGGCAAGUGGGAGAAGCGCGAGUUUGUUCGCACACCUGAACAGAAUGCCGCUCUUGGUUUGUCUGCCAGCGACCCGAACACCGCUGCGCUCCAGAACCCCGGUGUUACUGCUGAUGGCGAGAUUAUCCCCAACGAAGUUUACAGUUUCCCUGCCUCUUGCCCGGGCUGCAUGCAUCCCUGCACUACUCACAUGAAGAUGGUUGAUAUCCCCCACUUCAAGCAGGUUGUUAUUAUGUCUACGGUUUGCCACGACUGCGGUUACCGAUCCAAUGAUAUCAAGUCCGGUGGUGAAAUUCCCGAGCUUGGAGAGAAGACGACUCUUAUUGUGGAGGAUGAGACUGAUCUUGCUCGUGAUAUUCUCAAGAGUGAGACUUGCGCUCUCGAGUGCCCAGAGCUCAACCUCCACGUCAACCCCGGUACCCUGGGUGGCCGCUUCACAACUGUCGAGGGUCUCUUGACAAACGUACGCAACGAUUUGCACAGCCAGAUUUUUGAAGUUAACGCCAAGGCUGGUGAAGGUGGUGACUCGCUGGACUCCAACGAGAAGACCCAGUGGGAUCUCUUCUUUGAGGGCCUUGACGCCGCCAUUGCCGGACAGAAGCGCUUUACUAUUAUCCUGACCGAUCCCUUUGCCAGUAGUUUUGUACAGCCUCUUGUUGACCCCCCUGCUCCCGACCCCAAGAUUACCAAGGAGACUUACGAGCGAACUCAGGAGGAAGAGGAGGAGCUCGGUUUGCUCGACAUGAAGCUCGAGGGCUACGAGCAGCCUGAUGCCAAGGUCGAUGAGGACAAGAUGGAGGAAUAA
[Torrubiella] hemipterigena is the source of this 1431-nucleotide messenger RNA. Lineage: Eukaryota; Fungi; Ascomycota; Sordariomycetes; Hypocreales; Clavicipitaceae. The record is from the annotation of a GenBank genome assembly.